Messenger RNA from Neomonachus schauinslandi (Hawaiian monk seal), 2121 nucleotides. It is a transcript of the gene DDN, whose product is annotated as dendrin. The transcript has 2 exons. NCBI's taxonomy places the organism in Eukaryota, Metazoa, Chordata, Mammalia, Carnivora, Phocidae. The coding region runs from base 1 to 2121 and encodes 706 amino acids. The record is from RefSeq and is a predicted model, not a curated record.
AUGCUGGAUGGCCAGCUAUUCUCCGAGGGGCCCGACAGCCCCCGGGAGCCCCAGGAUGAGGAGUCUGGCAGCUGCCUCUGGGUGCAGAAAUCCAAGCUGCUGGUGAUCGAAGUGAAGACUAUUUCCUGUCAUUAUAGUCGCCGCGCCCCUCCUCGACAGCCCAUGGACUUCCAAGCCAGCCACUGGGCCCGUGGGCCCCAGAGCCGCACGUGUGGGCCGCGCCCGGGAUCCCCUGAGCCACCGCCCCGCCGUCCCUGGGCCUCCAGGGUGCUGCAGGAGGCGACCAACUGGCGGGCGGGGCCCCCGGCCGAGGCCCGAGCCCGGGAGCAAGAGAAAAGGAAAGCGGCAUCGCAGGAGCGGGAGGCCAAGGAGACCGAGCGAAAAAGGCGCAAGGCUGGUGGGGCCCGAAGGAGCCCCCCCGGUCGGCCCCUCCCGGAACCUCGGAACGCCCCUCGGGUGGCCCAGCCUGUAGGGCCCCCAGCUCCCUCACGACCAGAGCGCCUGGGGCCGGCGGGGCGACCGCCCCGUCCAUCCGCGCAGCCGCAGAGCGACCCAGGGGCGGCGUGGGCGGGGCCCUGGGGAGGUAGGCGGCCAGGGCCCCCCAGCUACGAGGCUCACCUGCUGCUGAGAAGCGCAGCCGGGACAGCCCUGCGACGACGCUGGGACCGCCCGCCACCCUACGUGGCUCCACCUUCUUACGAAGGCCCCCACAGGACCUUGGGGUCUAAGCGAGGCCCCGAGCCCUCCCAGGCGCCAGCCUCAGCAGCCUCUGCUCCGACUCCGGCCAAGACAGAGGGAGGGUGCGCAAAGAAGAGGCUGGAUCCUCGGAUCUACCGGGACGUCCUCGGGGCUUGGGGUCUCCGACAGGGGCGGGGUCUCUUGGGGGGAUCCCCAGGCUGUGGAACAGCCGGGCCGAGGCUGGAGUCCGGCAAGGGGGCCGCGAAGAAAAGCCUGGGGCUGGCCACUGCUGGCCUGAAUAGUGGAAGCGACGGCCAUCCCCGAGCCAAAGCUGCUGGGAGCCCAGGCACGGAGACAGCUCCCGGGGGGGUGGCCACUGCGACUCCCAGCCCCCCGCGUCCCGCCCCCAGGUCCAGGCCCCAUUUCAAGGGGUCCGGGGAAGGGAAAGAAAAUAGGGAACGGGGCUGGCUCCCCAAAUGCUGGAUUCCCUCCCUUAAAAAGCAGCCGCCCCGACAUAGCCAGACCCUCCCCAGACCCUGGGCUCCAGGAGGCACGGGGUGGAGAGAGUCCUUAGGUCAUAGAGAGGGGGCCGGACCUGAGACCUCGGAGGGUUGGAAGGGGACCCGCCGCGCCCACACCCUGCCCCGCAGUUCCCGCGGCCGUGCUCGGGGAGAAGGCGUCUUUGUCAUUGACGCCACGUGCGUGGUGAUACGGUCACAGUAUGUUCCAACCCCUCGAACCCAGCAUGUACAGCUUUUGCCCGAUGGGGUGCCGCGCGUCGUGGGGGAUGCCCCUAAUCAACCGAAGCCCAACAAGGAGGAGGGCGAGGGAGCCGCGGCCUUUCCCCACCCUUGGCAAAAACUGCUCUUGAGCAGUCGCCUUUCACACCAGUUCGUUGGGGGGCGCGGGUUCGAAGCCGAGGGCGGGAAGCCCGCGGACUCCUCCUUGGAGGAGCGCGCCUCCCGCAUCCUGGGGCUCCCGGUUGGCGAAGUAAACCUUCAGGACGCCCCCACGCCGCCAGGUAGCCCAGAGCGCUCAGCCUCAGGCCCAGCGGCUUCAGGAGGCACGGUCAGUGCCGAGGGCUCGCAGCAAGUGGCGGCGGUCCCACGGCGCGCGGCCCGGGGCUGGGCGCGGACCCCAGGGCCCUACGCCGGGGCCCUGAGGGAAGCCGUAUCCCGCAUCCGCCGUCACACCGCCCCAGACUCGGACUCCGACGAAGCUGCGGAGCUCAACGUCCACAGCGGCUCUUCUGAUGGAAGCGACACAGAAGCCUCGGGCGCCUCCUGGCGAAAUGAGCCGCCCCGGCCCGGGGAAGACGGGAAGACAGCCGAGCUGAGCGACAGUAUCCGAGAGAUUCUAGAUGUCAUCAGCCGAACAGAGGAGGCCCUCUUCGGGACGAGGGACACUAAGGAGAUCCCACAGGGAAAUAGGGAGCGGCAGUGA